This is a messenger RNA of Colletotrichum phormii, 3102 nucleotides long. RefSeq lists its product as uncharacterized. The record is from RefSeq and is a predicted model, not a curated record. The transcript has 6 exons. Lineage: Eukaryota; Fungi; Ascomycota; Sordariomycetes; Glomerellales; Glomerellaceae. The coding region runs from base 1 to 3102 and encodes 1033 amino acids.
AUGCCUAGCCUCUUCUCCCGAUUGAAGAGCAAGGACGGCUCCAAAAAGGCAAAGAAGGGUGCCAACUUUGACAAUGCCGAUCAGCUGCCCGCGAAGCCAAAAUGGGACGACGCUUUCACGCGGAAGACGGUUGAGCCCGAAGAGAUCCAGGAUCUGAUCAGGCGUUGCACCGACGAACUGAAAGCCAGAGCCCUCGAUCACCCCUUUUUGCUGCUGCCAUUCAGACCUACCUCGGACCCUAGUGCGGUCCGGACCUUCAUCCGCCACUUUUUCGAUGGAAGCCAACCUCUACGCGGCGAAUUCUUGUCGCAAGAGCUUCGCAUGACUGAGCCAAUGGUCAUCGCUGGCGUAGUGAAAUGGUGUUGGAGUCGCCUUGCAGGCGGUGUUGUAGGCUGGGAUGCGUACGAGCUGUUCAAAGUCGGCGAGCAAGACUCGAAUAUGGCGAGAGACUCGUUCAAAACAUUCAUACCUCUUAGUGUGGAUAACGGAGCUCGUUCGUGUAUCAUUUUCGAUUUCUUCGACUUAAUGUCUGCAAUCGCCGCUCAUAGCAAGAUGAAUGGAUUGGGCGGACGGAAAUUGUCUCGGAUGGGUGCAUGGUGGGCGUUCGAACACAAGGAUACGGGCAGUGGCUUCGAAGGUGGUUACAAAGCAUGGGCAAGCGCCGCUGAUGCUACGAGCCAUCUGUUCUUCGCCUACCUGCGAUCUUUGGCCCCACAGAAGCAGACACAGGGCUCCAUCUCGCUGCUGCCAAUGUCUCUCCAAAAACUGCUUCAGGAAACCGAGUAUCCUCCCCAGAAGCCAUCAUUGAUGCAGUCCUCUACAUACAGGGUCGUCAUGAUCGUGGACACCGUUUCGCCGGGCCCCUUCGCACUACUCCGACGAGCCAAUCACUUCCAGUAUCGCGAUGAGGACCAAGCUUUGCGCGAGUUCUCCGAGUACGAGGAUCCUGUCAAGGCACUGACCGAAGAAUGCCGGCGUGUCCUGAAAUCGAUCUCCUCCGCCAAUCAGUCCCAAGUUUCCAGCUCAAAGCACUCAACGAGCUUGCGCGACGCAUCCUGGUCACGCUUCGAAGACAUUGGCUUCACCAGCCCUCUCGAGGAUGACGACGACGAUGACCACGAAGCCGCCACAGCGGCUCGAAAGCCCCAGGGCUUGAGGACCACACCUGCGGCUGGCAACAUGGGUUUGGGACGGCCGACCACGCCUUCCUGGGCCGAUUUCCUCUCGUCUGGCUUUGUGGAUGACAACCCCAACAACCCGAAUAUGCUGCUGCCGCCCGAUAAGCAGUUACCGCCUAUCGACACCGCUCAACGCCAACGGAGCUCUCAAUCUCAUAAUCCACGUCUGGAAUCGGAUCGUCUUGAGCCUGGCGAGCUCGCAAGCAUUGCCCGCUUUGACCUCGACGAGAGCUUCUGGUGGGUUUGGAUGAGCAGUCUUGCACCCGAAGAGACUCCCGAGAGAAAGUCUGCGUUUGGCCGCUGCGCCGUGAUUGAGACGAGCAUUAAACGUGGUCGAUGGCUCGUCAUGGAGGAGAUGGUUGCCGGUGCCGCCCCCGAGCCCCAGGAGGGAGCCUACAUUGCCGAGAAGAAGGGAUUCUUCAGCUGGACAAGACGCAACAAGGGCGUCAACCGUCGCAAAUCAACUGGCAAGCAUACCCUUGAGAAGGGCAACAAGAAGACGGAUCCCAAUGUCAGCAAAUCGAGCAUCGGCCCCGAUCAACAGGCUCGGAUUCAAGCUGCCGCUCAACAGCUUCAGGCACGCCAGCAGCAGGAGAAGCAGCAAAUUCUGCAGGCUCGACGAGGCAGAAAGGAUGAGUCGGCGAGAGAGAAGACCACUAGCGUAUUCACCCUCCAGCCAGAAAUCAUGAAACAGGCGUCUCCAGCGAUGAAAUGGGCGAACAAGUAUGAUAAGGAGGCUAUCCGGGAGGCUUACCUAGCGAACAACACUGCUGGACGCGGUAUCGGUGUUUCUACUAUGCAAAGGAACAACAGUCAAGGCCACAACGAAUACUCGAACGGCAAUACCAACGGAGCCGAGCUUCGCCCUGAAGUCCCGGCCAAGUCGCCCUCGCUGCUACCGCAGCCCUCGCCAUUGACCCAGAGCUCACCAGGUUUCCCUCGUUCGCCAUCCUCGCUUCCCCCCAGCGCGCAAGACGACGAACCUCGCGUUCCAUCCGAAAGGGAAUCAGAAGCUCCGAGUGACCUGCACCCCACCGACCGAUUCGAGGAAGGCCGCAGUUCUCCGAUGCCCCCGCCGAAGGACACAUACGACCAGGCACGGGAGAACAUGUUCACCCCGGAACCGGACACCAGCCCGAAGGACAAAAAGUCCAAGAAGCUCCACAAGGAGAAGACCGGUGGAGGUGGACUUCGCAAGCUCUUUGGCCGUAACAAGAACCGGAACUCAAAGCUGCCCGAGAACGCCGCCCCAGAUGUGAACGGUAUGCUCCAGCGCGAGACAGCAACUCCCGAGCCGCCAAAGCCUGCUCCUUCUCCUGUUCCCCAGCCCGCUGCCUCAGAGUCCAACCUCCCCACAUCAACACCUGCAGAGGCUUACAUCACACCAAUGGAGACUCCUCAACCCGCCCCAGUUGAGACCCAAGCUCACGAGCCGCAGUACGAGCCGUCCGUUGAUGAAUCCCUCUCUCGCGUCGACACCGACGAUGCCAACGAGGCUCGGCACGAAUUCUCGCGGUUUGACCAGGGCCCUCUGCAAGAGCAGCCCGCGUUUGUCCCCGACGACGACUCCGAGGAUGCUGUUCCGCCCCCUAUCGCGAGACGUGCGAAGACCCCCGACCCUCCCGCGGACAACUCGUCCGCUCCGGUGUCUCCCGAGGAUGGCCCUAGAUCGCCACCCGCAGUCGACCGAUGGGCCCAGAUCCGCAAGAACGCUGCCGAGCGCGCAGCUCAACGCCAAAGCGAAGAACAGAGCCGUGGCGGGUACAGCAAGACUACCGACGAUGGCGACGACACAAGCGGGGAAGAGACAAUCGAGUCCCGCGUAGCGCGUAUCAAGGCGCGUGUUGCUGAGCUGACUGGCAACAUGGAGAACUCCCAAGGUCCUCCUUUGACGGGCGCCCGCACUCCUCCCGUCCGCCGUUAA